GCACAGCCAGCAACCAGCACUACAAGUACAAAACCCAAAAUCAUAAAAGAAGUAGCAACUGAAAAUCAGAAUUUGUAUAACUUGGAUUAAUUGAGAUGGAUUUUGGACGUAGGACCGAGCUCUUUUUCAUCGCAUCAGCCGUCGCCAUGAUCGCCUGCCCCACUGGGAUAGCUGGCUGUGGUAAUUGCCCGAAGCUGUGGACUGGUUUUAGAAAUCAUUGUUACAGGUUCUUCAGUCAUGAAUUGACCUGGCUAGCGGCCGAAAACUUUUGCCGCAGCUUCACAGUGCCCUCUCUCGGCGAAUGGGGAGAAGUCACGCGCACCAAUUCUGGGCAUCUCGUCUCCAUCCAUUCUCAGCCCGAACAAGAUUUCGUGACUGCUCUCUACGAAUCCUCACGGAAGAAAGGGGAUGAAAACGCAGGACAUUGGUUUGGUCUACACGACACCUCUACUGACGGCACCUUCGAAUGGACGGACGGAACUCCGGUCGAUUUCACCCACUGGAAGCCAGGACAGCCCGACAACUACCCGAAUCACGUUGGGAACGAGAACUGUGGGGUGAUGAGGUCCCAUAGCGGCAGUCAAUGGAAAGAUGGUCGAUGCGUACAGCCAAGUGAUUCUGCUAUUCAUUACUUCAUCUGUAAGACACCUUCACUGUAGAACCCAUCGGCGUUACCAGCAUAGCCUUAUAGGGGUGGGAGGCACAGACGGGAGGGGGUGACAUACAAAAUAAUCCAAAGUCAAAUGCAAUAUAUAGCUAAGCUAUACUAACACACCUUUUUUUCUUCCGCACACGGACUCUCACCAACACACACCCACCCACACACACGCGUUUGCUAUGUGAGAUAUAGAGUUACUUAGGUCUUGGGAUAAGUUUCAUGAAUGAUUUUUUUUUUUUUUUUUUUUUUUUUUUUAGUGGAACAGGGGACCAAAUGCCCCUUUAACCUCUUGCUACUUGUGUUUUUCACUACCGGCGUACCAGACUAAUUGUUAAACGGAGGAAGGGGUGGCACAAACGGGGUUGACACACGAAAUCACAGAGCCAGUGCCUUGGAUGACCCUUUUUAAAAUGAUAAACAGGAACGUCAGGCGCCCCCCCCCCCCCUUGGUUAUAACUAUGUUUGUCAUUGUGUUCCAUUAUACGUACGACACUUUCGCUCCAGUAUCAUUCGGUGUGUUCCUGUGAAACUUUUUUUAGAAUCAUCUCAUGUAAGAAAGUUAACCUCCAUUACAUACAUUUUACAUGUAUUUCCUAAAUCAUCUCUCUUUCUCUACCUCUCUCUCAAUGUAGCGCCCCCCCCCCCCCCCUUAGCUGCCUCUCGUUCUCACUUUCUCCCUUACGAUUAACUAACACGAUAGCAGAUCUUGAGAUGAUUUUUCGAUAAGAAAAGAGUUGCGAGUGUUGUAUAAAUAUUCAUAAACUAACAAGCUUUUCAUCUUAAGUGAAUUUAUUAGUACAGUAAGAUACAUAAACACAUAAAUCACUCAUAUAUUGAUUUCAGUGUGACCUAAAAAACUAUAUUUUCUGUCAAAUAUAUACAUGUAUGUAUCAAGGAAAUAUUUUUUAAAAAUACCUGUCUUUGUAUGUGUACAAGAAAAUUAUGUUAUUUUACCCUGAAUUCCAUUUCAUAAAACUCAUUGGAUGUAAAAACAGAGGUCACUCGGUUCACGUAUCAUUUUCAACUACAUGUAUAAUAACGACAAUACAUAAGGUCAUUUUUACCCACGAUAUAGCCUCGUUAUUUUCAAAACACGUCUCCCUGAGGGCCCUGCAAUCAUAAUAUUAUAUUCAGCCCAGCUACCAUGAUAAGGGGCUCACGCAUGCAUUCAAUUUCGAACCGCGAACCUUGUUAUUUUACAGCCCGGUCACUUAUCCUCUAGACCACGACACCUUGACAUGAACCUUGACCUAAUUUCUUCAAAUAUUUGUCAUUUCGGUACUGGAUACAAGAGGUGCAACUGACAAAAAAGCC
Molecule: messenger RNA, 1972 nt
Organism: Strongylocentrotus purpuratus (purple sea urchin)
Lineage: Eukaryota; Metazoa; Echinodermata; Echinoidea; Camarodonta; Strongylocentrotidae
Product: echinoidin
Source: RefSeq, marked provisional